Messenger RNA from Camelina sativa (false flax), 947 nucleotides. RefSeq lists its product as uncharacterized. NCBI's taxonomy places the organism in Eukaryota, Viridiplantae, Streptophyta, Magnoliopsida, Brassicales, Brassicaceae. The record is from RefSeq and is a predicted model, not a curated record.
CACAUACAUUAGCCCAAACCUUUUUGUCUCGGCCUAUUUUAUUUUUCUUUUAGUUCUCUCUGCUUUUGCUACAGACAGAGCAAAAACUAACCGAAGAGAUGCGAGGAGCUGAGUCGUUGGUUACCUUAAACCACAAGAUUCUCCGGCCAUGUAGGAAACUCCUAAUCAGAAUCAGCAAGAGCUGUCCUCGACGCCAUAACCGGCAUUUGAAACUCAAGAAAGCAUCUCCUUCUUCUUCAGCUUCUUCAGGGAACAAGGUCACCAAAGUGGUGGCUUUGUUCUUCCUCUCCUUCCAUAAAAAGAAGCAGAAGAAAGAGAAGAUGAAGCGGCUUAACGAACUCAGGAGCUUCUCGCACGCAGUCAGUGACCAGAAGAAGGUCCCAAACAAAGAAUCAAACAAGAAAGUUUUCCCAUCAAGACUCACAAUGUCAUGGCUAGGUCAAGGCAAGGGUAACAACAACAACACACAGGAAGUCCCUCAAGAUCACGAUGCACGUAGUAGAGACAGCACAAGCGCAUUCAUUCCUUGAUAUUUCUAUGCUCUAUCAAGUCUCAAUGUACAUUGACAUUGAGAGAUCCUACACUAAGAUAUUUUAUAUUACGCGAGAUACUUCUCUAGCAAUAUCAAUCUGUGUGUUUGCAUAUUGUGGUCAUUGAAAAGGUUAAAACAAGAUUGAUGCAUAUGAUGAAUUUUGUAGUAAUGGGGUUAAUUAAAUAUAAUAUUAGAAUCAUCAACAAAAGGAUUGCAAUUUCAAGAAUCCAAAUAAUAUUGGAAACAGAAAGAAGAUAGACAUUGAAUCUUUAUACAUCUAUCCUAAAAGCACGGACCAAGUUGCUUCAUUCCCUAAACCCCCAAUCUUAGGCAAAUCAAUUCACCCAUUGGGUUGAUACAAAGUUUGGAGUAAGAAGCCAGGUAACUAUCCUCCAACCAUUUCUUGGCAGCAUCU